Messenger RNA from Boleophthalmus pectinirostris (great blue-spotted mudskipper), 3247 nucleotides. RefSeq names its product forkhead box O3A (gene foxo3a). NCBI's taxonomy places the organism in Eukaryota, Metazoa, Chordata, Actinopteri, Gobiiformes, Gobiidae. The record is from RefSeq and is a predicted model, not a curated record. Gene Ontology annotation, molecular function: RNA polymerase II cis-regulatory region sequence-specific DNA binding; DNA-binding transcription factor activity, RNA polymerase II-specific. Gene Ontology annotation, biological process: regulation of transcription by RNA polymerase II. Gene Ontology annotation, cellular component: nucleus; mitochondrial matrix. The coding region runs from base 730 to 2487 and encodes 585 amino acids. The transcript has 2 exons.
UCCCGUACAGUAGACGUAUGCAGUGUUUUUGCGUGGAUUCUGGUGCUAUCGCUUUAAAUUCUGCGCAGCGCGGAGCAGGGGGCAGUGCUUCGGUCAGGGAUGGUUCUUUGCGCCAGGAGCGACCACAGCAGCAGCGGCAGAGGCGGCAGGAGGAGCGGCACAAGAUUGAAUGAAAUGUCUUUACGCGCGGCUGGCCACACGGAGAGACUCGUACCGGGGGCUGUACGGGGGCCGCAGUAGCGCGGGGCGCAGUAUCGUAUCGUGGUCGCGGCCGAGCGCGCGGCUCUGCAGCGGCUCGCGGACGGGACUAGGCCUUGGUGCUGCUCGUACCGCCGCGCGUGCGUUCACGGGCAGUGGGUCAGAUCCGUGGAUGAGAAAGAGCUCGUGCUCAGAUAACGGGGAAGAUGGCAGCUGCCUGCGGGAGGGGGGUGCGGGUCGUGCGGGUUUAGACGGGUUUGGAGCCGCGCUUUGUGGAGCGUCGCGGGAGAUUAGUCCGUCCACGCGGGGAGAAAUAGCGAUGCACGUUGUGCAGGGUGUGUGCGGCGAGAGAGGGGCAGAGGACACGGGGGUUUGUUAACGGUCAGCGCUGGAGACAGACGGACACACGGACACGUGCAGUGCGCUCCAUUUGCAUUCGGCGGAGAGCGCGUGCCUCGGUCUUCGGACAUUGAUGGAAUGCGCCCCGCGUGAGCUGAGAGGCGUUUGUGCACACGGACCACAGCGGGGAACAUGGCUGAGGCGCCCUCCGGCUCCGAGCCGCCCCCGGGGCCGCCGCUGGAGAUAGACCCGGACUUCGAGCCCCAGAAGCGGCCGCGCUCCUGCACCUGGCCGCUGCCCCGUCCCGAGUCCGGAGCGAGCAAACCGGGCACCAAUGACACUGACGUCAUCCCCGAGGAAGAGGACGACGAGGAUGAAGGCUCUGCCCAGAAACCCGCUGCCGACCCCCGCGAGGCGCCCGGCGGCGUGUCCCAACCCGUGGAGGUGCAGCCGCGGGGCGCCCUGAAGGAGGACACCGCCGACGGCUCGCCCUCCUCGGUGCAGUUCUCCGCUUCGGCCCCGGGCUCCGCGUCGCAGCAGCUGAGGAAGUCCUCCGCCCGCAGGAACGCCUGGGGGAACUACUCGUACGCGGACCUCAUCACCCAGGCCAUCGAGAGCUCCCCGGAGAAGCGCCUGACCCUGUCCCAGAUCUACGACUGGAUGGUGCGCUCCGUGCCGUAUUUCAAGGACAAAGGCGACAGCAACAGCUCCGCGGGCUGGAAGAACUCAAUCCGUCACAACUUGUCCCUGCACAGUCGUUUCGUCAAAGUCCAGAACGAGGGCACGGGGAAGAGCUCCUGGUGGAUGGUGAACCCCGAAGGAGGCAAAGGCGGGAAAGCUCCCCGUCGCCGCGCCGUUUCCAUGGACAACAGCAAAUACAUCAAAGGAGCCAGAGGUCGCGCCACCAAGAAGAAGGCGUCUCUCCAAGCCGCUCAAGAUGGAAGUUCAGAAAGCUCCUCCAGUUUGUCGAAAUGGACGGGCAGCCCCACGUCGAGAAGCAGCGACGAACUGGACGCCUGGACUGAUUUUCGCUCAAGAACCAACUCCAACGCGAGCACCCUUAGCGGAAGAUUGUCACCGAUCUUGGCUAAUCUCGAGCUGGAUGAAGUCCCAGAUGACGAUCCCUUAUCUCCAAUGUUAUACUCCAGUCCUAGCAGCAUGUCGCCCUCUACUGGCACAACUGGGCUUUCUGAUCUCGGUACCAUGAACUUGAACGAUGGAUUGUCUGAUAACCUCAUGGACGAUCUUUUGGAUAACAUUAGUUUGACUGCGUCCCAACAGCCGCCACCGGGAGAAGAAGACAGCAGUCCCAAUGGGCAGGUUUUUACUUUUACUUGUGGUAGUCCGUCCGGCAGCUAUGGCCCUGGUAAUUUAUUCAGUCCAACUUCAAUUACCAGUUUGCGUCAGUCUCCAAUGCAAACCAUCCAAGAGAACAAGCAAGCCACGUUUUCCUCUCAUUUCGGCGAAGGCUUGCAGGAGAUGCUGGCAUCGUUGGACUCACCCGGCAACGUCUUGCUGACCCAAUCCGAUCCGCUGAUGUCGCAAGCUAGCAACGCGGUAGCUUUGCAGAAUUCCCGCCGGAACGCCAUGCUGCUUCGUAAGGAUCACUUGAACCACGGGGGCCAAACGCAGAGCUCUUCUGUGCCUGUGGGGUGGCAAGCUGGCUUGUCAACCCACGAAAAUUUGGGAUUACGAGGCGAAACUGACCCAAAACAACGGCUAAAAUCACCUAGCAAAAUGGCCGCCCCUAUGCAGCUAAUCUCCCAGGACAGGUUCGGUGGCGAUUUGGAGCUGGAUGUUUUCAACGAGUGCGAUAUGGACUCGAUCAUUCGGAAUGAGCUCAUGGACGCCGACUGCCUGGACUUGAGCUUUGACUCCGCGCCAAACAGGAAGUCCGGGAGUUUGUCUGGAUCCAAACAAACGUCGCCUCAGAGCUGGGUGCCAAGCUGAAGAAGCAUGUUCAAAAAAUACUAAUAAUAUUUUGAGUGGUGUUCAUGUAAAAUAGGAAAAAGAAAUGGAGACGUUGCUGUGGCCUGGCCUGCCCUCAGUCAGUUCACCUCAAUUCUAAGGAUUUCAGAGUGAUGAUGUAUAGAUAUAGAACAGUUGCCACACCGAUUAACAAUGAAAAACAAUCUGUUAUAGCUUUAAAAUGGGGAAAAGAAGUUCUCAAAAAGUUGCAUAACACGAGGCUGAAAUCAGUGAAAACAGAGAACAGGGGCUGCCAGAGGAAAGUGGCUGUACCUGAUUUUUAGUGUCUUAAAAACAGUUCAGUGUUAUUCCUCUUUUACCUUAUGUAUUCAGAGCAUCUGAAUUAUUCAUCCAACUUUCAGAAGCUAGAGUUGUAAAAUUAACAGCAAGUAGCAUGCUAACCCCCACUUCCUGAAUAUUGGAGAAUAAAACUCUUUAGAUUUAGAGGCUGUACACAGCCUGACCUGUUCUGUACUGGACAAAGUUUGCUCAAAUACAUCUUUAGAAUUGCAAAAAAGUCAAAAUUUUGUGUAUGACAGUUGAAACUAAUGAAUAUAUUUUAAGAAUUAUUACUAGUUAAAGGUGCAUUGUGUACUGAACUGAAAUUCUGCGUAUGACAGUAAUUUGAAUCAAUAUAUUUCAUACUACUAUUAUUUAAUUUAUAAAAUAUAGGACUGUUACCACAGCAACUAGCAAUUUAAAACAAAAAUAUAUAUAUAUAUAUCUUUGGUCAGGCCCUGUU